UGACCAGCCAAUCAGCAGGCAGGAUUCUUGAGCAUCAAAACAUUGAGAAUUUUGAACCUGUGUGAUGAACUGACACACCAAUGGCACCCAAACGAAAGCCAGGCAGGGAAGGAAAACGGUCAUCGAAAGGCACUGGUGAGAAGCCAUCUCCUAAGAAUUUGAGCCAGCUAUCAACAUCGAAGAAACAAACACCAGCAAGAAAUGCAACCCCAAGCCCCAGAACCAGGAAACAAACACAAGAGUCUCUGAGAGGCAGUAGAAAUUCUCAGAAUGCACCGGUUCAAAAGUAUGCAACACCAUCACAAGAAGAGACUCCAUUACAAAAAGGAACUCCAGUCACUCCAAGAUCAUCUGGAAGAUAUAACCUUAGGAACAUAACUCCACCUUCCUACUCACAAAGACAGUCUAGAGUAUUUAACACACCUGGACGAACUCCUGCCAGAAACCCUUCAGCAACACCCUUCAGAACACCGAGAUUAAAAACACUAGCUCGUGAAAUUGCCCCUGAUCUUAAGGUGGCAGAGAAGAUGUACAAGGAAGAGUCACAAAUUUGGAAACAACAUUUAAGAUCAUUUCUCCAUAAAACACAUAAGUUGUGUAACCUGAGCAGUGUCUACAACUUCAAUUACAAGACAGAUGGUCUUAGAACUAAGUAUGAAGGCAUUCUAAAAAAAAAAGUUCAAGAGGUUUACCCGUCUCCCCUACUGACUGUAAAGUUGGCCACUACUGCUUGCUUUACUCUAAAACCUGGUGCUGUUGAUGCUGUCCAUAUACACAUUACUUCCCUUGUUCCUGGCUUAACAGUUGACCAGGAUAAGACAGUGACAGUUUACAGUUCGUGGCUGUUUAGAACGUCUCACGUGCAGUGUGCAGAUAUUCCUGGAAUAGAAUGGUUCCCUAUUAUGCUUUAUACGGGUAGAGAAUUAAUUCAUCAUGCAGUUGUUGAAUGGCUUCAAGGAUCAUUUGGCUGUUAUAUCACAAAAUAUGGGAUACAGCAGAAUGCUCUGAUGUGGAUAGCUGGAGUGUGGAGUGGUCGUUCUUGUCCAGUACCCUCUCAUCAAAAAGAUAAAGAGAAUCAGAUGCACUUCACAUAUUAUAUACGUCCACCAAGUAAAAUAAUAGAAUUUUCUCCUCCUAAUGCAAGAGGAAAGCCUAAAUUAGUGUUAAAAAGUACUCUUAAGGACAUUCAUCAUGUGUGGGAAAGAGUUGUGGAUAGCAGCCAAGAUGAGAUGAGCAUCACUGAACUCAGGGAGUUUUUUUCUUAUAUGGAUAGUAUUGCUUCGGAGUCAAUAUAUCUGCCUUCUUCAUAUCUGCAUCUUCAUCAGUUGUAUACGCCUUGCAUCAUGCUCAAUGGUGAUGGCAAGGUGAAAUUAACAUGUGACCGGAGUGCAUCAGUGUUGCUCAACCACCUUAUGGAUAUUUUUAUUCAGAGUACAAAUUGCUCUGCUCUUAAGGAUCUUUUGAAUGAGAUUGAUGUAUUUCAAGAUGAAAGUUUUGGAAGCAAUUGAAGAAUAGACGCCAAAAUUACAACAAAUAUUUAGUUUUAAAGGAGCAGUUACCCUUGUAACUGUGCUUUUAAUAUAUUAAUUAGCUUGUAAAUAUUAGCUCAAUCACUCAUUAAAGUGCUUUUAAAUUUGAUAAUAGGUUUUGAAGGAAUUUCCUGUAGUAUAUUUUUAACACUUUUGAAAACUAUACUUUUUUUUUAUAUUUAUUAUGUGUAUUUCUUUAUUAAAUUUGCCUUAUAAUCUUUUAAAAUAUUGUUUUUAUUAGUUAUUUUAUUAAAAAGACAGGUUUACUGUCAUUUUUUUGUAAAUCUUUAAAAUUAGCUUUUGUUUUAUAUGAAUGAAGUGGACAGUGUUGUACAUUAUUGCACAUGAAAGAAUGAGUGUUUGUGUGUGUCAUUAUAGGAAUUAUAUUCUAAGACCAUUGUAAAUGAUGUUAUUAUCAAGGCUUUAACUUUUAUCUUAAGAAUUUUGUAUUUUGUAUUUUUCACUCAGUACAAUGAUCUCUUCUGUAUGCUCUUUGAGUAUGUACAUUACUUGGAAAAAUUGGGAAAAAUUAUCACUGUAAGAAAGUUCUAUUUAAAAAACUAGUGACUUGCUUGUAUUGUUUUUAAGCACGUCAGCCACAUCGCACCGAUUAAUGGGACUCAGAGAAAAACGCAUUCACCAUUCGUUCAGUAGGAGACAACUUAACUCAGUGCAGCACUUGCAUCGAAGAAUGGGUUGAACUAUGGUAGUUUGAAGAGUCUUGGAACUCUGAUGCCCAUGUAUUUUUGGCAAGGCAGCUGUUGAAUGAUAGUGAAUGUGUUUUCUUCUUUGGGUCACCCUGCCUUGUUAGGAGAUGGCUUGUGUAGUAAAAAAAAAACAGAUUGUAUUUUUUUUAGACUCUUAUUCAUAAUCAGUGCAAACUCUUGAUUUACUUUAAAAAUUUAGAAAAAUAAUUGGCAUUAAACAUUCAUAAAGUGCCAUUAAAUGAAGAAAGUUUUGUAAAUGUUCCCAAUGUAUAUUUUGUGAUGUAUUUCAUGUAGAUCACAUUAAGAUGAGUCUUCGCUCAAAAAGUGGAUGUAGGACAGAGGAGUUUUUUAGCAUGAGAAUAGGUAGAAAUUAGAUGUGUGCAACAUUGGAUAUUUUUAUUAGGAAUGAAAUAGCUCCUGGUGAGUGAUAUGUAUCCUAAUAAAAAUUUUCAAACUUAUACAUGUCUAAUUUAUACAUUUGUCACUACAAUAUUAUAUUUUGAUCGUGACAGUCCAUUGGUAAACAUGAAAAGAACGGUGUACACAGAUGAUACAUUAAAAUGGAUGAGAGUAUAUCCACCUAUACAAUCAUUUUGUAGCUCUUCAGACUAGUUCAAAUCACACAAGUAUUCUUGAUUUAAAUUCUUAACUUCAUGUCGUUUGGAACUUUGAAAUAAAUUUAAUAGUGACCUGUAUAUGUGUAUGAAAUUACAGGUACACUUUUUCCUUGCUUUGUUCAAUUUGUUUUCACUUGGUGUCAAUUUGCUAUUACACGAUGUACCGCUUCUGUCGAUAUACAUUCGCCAUAUGAUAUUGGUGUGCUCUACAAAGUGAACUCAUGAUUCUUGUUAUGUGGAAGUAUUGUUGACAGACUGACUUGAGCUUAAUACAGCUGCCAUUAGCCUGGAAUGCACGGUGUAUAUGGUAUAAAGUGAGGGGGCACACACCUGUAGAUAUUGUGUACUGAUGAGUAAUAAUGCAGAAAAAUUGUGGUCAUUCUGAUACUUUCACAUUUUUGUUGUGCACUCUUGUUUUUUUAACUCGAGUCAUCUCCCUCCAAGGCAGGGUGAUUCAAAGAAGGAAUUGCAUUCACCAUCAUUCAUUCGAUUCCUUUUGCAGAUGCUGCCCUUCUCAAGUCUGGCUAAUCGGUUUCCUUGAAUCCUUUCACAAAUGUUACCAUUCACUCCUUUUUAACACUCAAGCCUGCUGGAUGCUCAAGCUCCUAAAAUUCAAAAUCUCCUUUACCUUUCCCCUCCGACUGUUCCUGGGACGAUCUCUGCCCCACUUAACCUUCUAUCCCUUUGUCAUCCUAUCCCUCUCCAUCCCCUCUAUAUUCCCACACCACCUCAACCUUUCCUUAGCCCUCUGAAUUAAACCCUUGAUGGCCCCACAUUUUUUUUUUUUUUUUUUUUUAAUUUUUAUGCCCAACUAUUUUUAUGUCCAACUACUCCGUUAUGGAAAACUGGAGGAGAUAAUAACUAGAACAGAGUAUACUACUGACUCCGGCCAUACAAUAGAACGGAAAAAUAAUGUAAGGGACCUGGGAGUAGUAAUGUCUGAGGAUCUCACUUUCAAGGAUUACAACAGUGCCACGAUCGCACAUGCAAAGAAAAUGAUAAGAUGGAUAAUGAGAACUUUCAAAACGAGAGAUGCCAAGCCCAUGAUGAUCCUUUUCAAAUCACUUGUUGUCUCUAGGCUGGAAUACUGCUGUACAUUAACAUCUCCAUUCAAAGCAGGUGAAAUCGCAGAUCUAGAGAGUGUACAGAGAUCCUUUACUGCACGUAUAAGUUCUGUCAAGCACCUUAGCUACUGGGAACGCUUGGAAGCACUUGACUUGUACUCGUUGGAACGCAGG
Molecule: messenger RNA, 4091 nt
Organism: Cherax quadricarinatus
Lineage: Eukaryota; Metazoa; Arthropoda; Malacostraca; Decapoda; Parastacidae
Source: RefSeq, a predicted model, not a curated record